UUUCUCUUUCUCUUCUUUUUGUGCCGCCCCACUCUCUCAUUCUGUCAAACGUCCAAAACACCUCUAUGCCAUCAUCACACAUACAGCUCCUCCACAGCUCUUGUUGUCUAUACUGAGGCCCAUAAAAAGUAAUAGAGAAGGAAGACCAGGUAAAAGGAAAGAGGAUUCUCUUUACAAUUUGUUUGUUUGUUUGUUUGGUUUUAUCAAUCCUACCUGGUGACCUAUUCAUCUCCAGUAUUUCCUCCCUUCCUCUUUAAGUUUAUUGCAUGAUCAACUCAUCAUUUUCUUUCGACUGAUCAAUCUGAUUCCGUCUGAAAUCUCUGUCGAUUCAACAGUUGAGAUUUUCGUUCAAUCAAAGAGACAGAGACUUCGAAAGCAAGGGGGAUGGCAUCAGCGAUGGAAAUUGGAGUCAAAAUAAGAAAAAUGCUGAUUAUUUCAAUCAGAGCAUGCCAUAGAUCGCUUUGUAAUCAUCCUUUCCUCGUGGGCGUCCUGGGAUGUUUGAUUUUUCUGUACAGAUCCUUUCCUUUUGUAUUUUCCAUUUUGGUUUCUGCUUCCCCUGUUUUGGUCUGCACUGCUGUUCUGCUUGGGACUCUUCUUAGUUUUGGGCAACCCAACACUCCUGAAAUUGAAAAGGAAGAGGAAGUUGCUCAUGACAUUUCAUCCUUUCAAACUGGGUUUUCAGAGGGUGCCACUGUCAUUGCUGAGAAAGAGGAGAGCGUUGUUGUAAAAACACAUACAGAAAGUAGAGGUGUUAUAGAAGAAGAGAGGAGCAUUGAAGAAGCAAGCUUGGGAGAAGAUAAAACUAGGAAUAUUGACGAAAGUGGCAAUUUAAUUUCUUUCGCGCCACCAGUUGAUGGAAUCUCUCAAAAUUUCCAGAAUGAGAGCCAAGCACGCGAGCAAAUGGAUAGAGAACUCUGCAGUUUUGAGUUGGAUAAUAAGAAGGAAGUUCAUGAAGAGAAAUCGAAGGCUGAAGGCAUUUCAAGCGAUGACGAUGCUAUUGAGAAACAAUACGUUUUUGUUCAAAAAGUAAACGAUGACAUUCUUGAUGAUGAAAAUGAAGAAACUGUUGCAGAGCUGCUUCAAACUUUGAAAGGAGAUCAGUUGGACUUUUCAUCCAAUUCCUCUUGGAAAGCGGUGGAUCACAAUGAAGAGGAAGACUCUUUGGAAUCGGGGUCUGAUCGGGCAGAGAGCUCCUCACCUGAUGCUUCCAUGGCAGAUAUAAUGCCAAUGCUUGAGGAACUCCACCCACUGUUAGACCUGGAAGCCUCGCAGACUGCACAAUUGUCCCGUGAUGAAUCUGCUGUUUCAGAGAAGUCUCAAAAGAUUGAUGAUGGCAGUGUUCAAUCAGAUGAAGAUACUGAGAAUCGGGUUGAAGUGGAAGAAGAGGGCGUUGAUGAUCACGACGAUGAAGAGGAAGAAGGUGGCAAAGAGGAUGAAAGUAAAUCCGCUAUUAAGUGGACAGAAGACGACCAAAAGAAUCUCAUGGAUCUGGGGACUUCAGAGCUCGAGAGGAACCAGCGAUUAGAGAAUCUCAUUGCAAGGAGAAGGGCACGGAAAAUGAUGGUUGAGAAAAAUCUAAUAGAUUUUGAAAGUUCUGAUCUUCCCUUCAAUGUCACUCCCAUCACAACAACAAGACGCAACCCCUUCGACCUACUUGAUGAUUCUUAUGCUGCCAUGGGGUUACCACCCAUUCCUGGUUCUGCUCCUUCUAAUCUACAGCCUAGACGAAACCCUUUUGAUAUUCCUUAUGAUCCUAAUGAAGAAAAACCUGAUCUCAAGGGCGAUAGCUUUGAACAGGAGUUCCUGACAUUUAACCAGAAGGAUACAUUUUUCCGGAGGCAUGAAAGUUUCAGCUUUAGGCCAUCUGUAUUAGGUGCAACCAAGCGCGGGAAGCAAAAUUUGAUUUGGAAACCUAUCUUUUUGUCAGAGCAGCAGGCUUCAGAGGGAACAAGCUACCCGUCAUUCCAGAGGCAGUUAAGUGAAGUAAGUGAAACGAAUUUGAGUUCUGUUCAGGAUACUGAAUCAGUGAGUUCAAGUGAUCAGGAUGAGAGGAAGUUUGAUGAACGAGAUUUGUCUCAAGAAACAGAAUUAAUAUCCAACAUAGAUCAUGCUUCUGAAUGUGUUGAAAUUGGAAGUCAAUCCUCUGGAGAAAUUGAUCCUGUGGAAAUGAUACAAGUACAUGAGAGCAAUUCUCACCAUGGUGAAGUUGAAAUAAUGUUGGGUGGGGCGGAAAAUCUUUCUGAGAUGGCACUCUAUCCUGAAGCAGGAGAGAUUGCAACACAUGAGGAAUUAAAUACGGGUGAAAUUGAAGCCCAUUUAGGUAGAGAAACAGUUGUUGGGGAAAGCAACGGCAGAUCAAGCCAGUUUUCACUAUUGGAAGGGACUGACAACAUGCCUGAUGAGAUGAGAGUGAUAUCAGCAAGUUUACAGUCAGGAGAUAAUAAUCUACUGGACUCCAGAGAUUCUGUGGAGCAGGUGGACCUCCAUAAUGUGAGUGCUGGGGUGGAAGGCAACCAAAACAGGGUUCCUCUUUAUGAUUCUAGCCCACUAACUGCUGGCAAGUUUGCAUCAUUUUCUUCUGUAUCUUCUGAUUCAGCAACAGAGUUUAAUGAGAGGGCUUGGCCUAUGUCACCAGCAGGAAUGGUUGCUGACGUGAUGGAUACAGAUGAUCAUGCUCAAGAAGCCAGUACUUCCGGUCUUGAAGAAAAUCACUCGGCAACUUCUCAGCUGCAUAUGGAAGUAAAUGAUGAACGGCACUCUGGGGAUUCUGAAGAUAUAAAUCAGCAUGAUGUCAAUGCUGAGCUGGCUUCAGUUGCCCCAAGCUUUGUAGAGGAUAAUGAAUCUUCAGUGCCUGUGCCUCAGGUCACGCAGCCUGUUUCUGUGGAUUCAAGUUUGUCUUCAAAUGUUGGAUCAUUAAAUGCAGAGAUGAACACAGACUUGGCUUAUGAACAGGAGCAAGCUGACCUCUUACGUGCUGAAUCUGAAGUUCAAAAAGACAAUUCAGAUGAUUCACCCUCUGGCUGUCACAUGGCUUUGGAGAAAUCACAUUCAUCCCAUGAUAAAUCUGUGGAGGAAGGCUCAGUUCACUACAGUGCAGAGCCAUCCAGAUUUGACGAUGGAAAUACAUCUGAGGGGGUCCAAGAUGCAGAUGAAAAGCUCGAGGUGGUAGAAUCUUAUUCCCUAUUUGAUAAGUCUUCGAGCAAUUUAUCUACGCCAGUACUGCAGGACUUGCAACCUUCGCUGGAAGCUGAGCAAGUUUCAAUAGUUCAUUCCGAUCUUUCUUCUGAAGAAACAAGACUUGUAGAAAAAAAUUCACUGAACAAGGAAGAGAUGUUUGAGGUUGAACGAGAUAAAUAUGAGAAGCUGGAUUUGAUGGCUUCUCAUUCCCAGCAUAUGUCUUCAAGUGAUUCAUCAAUGUCCGCAGCACAGGAGAUGCAGCCUUCACUAGGGGCCGAGCAAGCUUCAUUUGUUCAUCCAAUUAUGCCUUCUAAAGAAAAUGAACGCGUGGAGGAAACUUCGCUAAAAAAGGACGACGCGGUUGUUGUUGAGCAGGAUAAAUUAUUCUUGUCACAUUCUUUCGAGCAGGGGAACAUUGAUAUCCGUCAAGGUUUGGAUAGGGUGGUUUCUUCUAGUUCGGAUUGUCAGUAUGUGCAAUGUGAAGUAAAAUCCCCCUCUAUCUUGGACGGUGACCUGCCAAAUGCAGAUAAUUCAUUAGUUGCACCAUCUUUUAGUGAUCAUGAUGAAAGUCAGAAAUCUUGUAUUGUACAGGUUGAAUCCACAGAGACCAGAGACGAAGUUCUGCCACAGAUCUCUGCUAUUACUUCCUAUUCAUCUGACACUCCUGGAUUGAAAUUGCCAACUGAGCAAGUGGAUUCAGAAGUUGAUAAGCCUGGGAAAGUUGUCAAUGAGAUGCAAGAAAUAUUGAAUUCCUCGGCAGAAGGCUACAGGUCUCUGGUUACUGAAGAAAAUGUCAAAGAAUCAGAUGAACUAAAAGAAAUUGAUGAAGGAUUCUUGUCAGAAUUGGACACUGUCGGGGAUUUUGGCAUCAGUGAUGCUGGUGUAUCACUUCAUCCUAACCUAUUGCCUGAGGAUACUACGGUUAGGGAUGCUCAGGUUAGUUUGUUUCCUAAAGAUAUAGCAAAGUAUGAUCAAGAGAUACCAUUUCUUGAAGCAAGAUCACUUGACGAUAUUGAUUUGGCUUUCAAGCAACUUAAAGGAGUGGAUGUGGAGCAGGUCAUCCAACCAAGUUCAGUUAAGGAUCUGCUUACUGGUGAUGGUGUGCAAUCUCUUCAUCCUGAUCUAUUGCCAGAGGUGAAUACUGUUGGGGAUGCUCAGGGAUGUUCAUUGCCCAAAGUUACAGCUGAGGCUGGUCAAGAGAUCCCAUUUCUUGAAGCAAGAUCACUUGAAGAUAUUGACUUGGCUUUCAAGCAACUUAAAGAAGGAGUGGAUUUUGAGAAGGUCAUGUUACCAAGUUCAAUUAAGGAUCAGCCUUCUGGCGAUGCUGCGAUCUCACUUUAUCCUGAUCUAUUGCUGGUGGAGACUGCUGAUAGGGAUGCUCAAGUAAGUUCACUGUCCGAAGAUGCAACAGGGUUUGGGAAAGAGAUCCCACUUGUUGAAGCAAGAUCGCCUGAAGAUAUUGACUCUGCUUUCAAACGACUUACAGAAAGAGCGGAUGUUAAGAAGGUCACCCUACCUAGCACGGGAGAUCAGCUUUCCAGUGACAAAUCUGAAGAACCUGUUGCUAAUUCAGACUUUCAAGUUGCUGAAGCUAGAUCUCACGAUGAUACCACUAUCAGUUUAGAGGAAAUCUCAGAAGGCACUCAAGGGGAGCUGCCGGAGGUUUUAAAUAUGAAGGAUGCACCGGCGGACAUAGAAGUGAAAGAAGUUGGCUCAGCUAAGAUGAUUGAGUCCAGUCAUGCAGGGUCUGAUGCUGACGAACAGGGCAAACUUCUGUAGUUGGAACGGAACAUGCUUCGACAAGCAACUCAAACAUUCAUCAUAGGAGAUCUAGUUCCAGCUCAAGUGAUUCUGACUGAUACUGAAAUUAAACUAUGAGCAGGAAGAAAUAGUUGCGGAUUUCUUAUUUUACAGCCUUUUUUUGUCCACUGCAGUGAUGAGAGCUUGGAUUCCUGGCCUCGUUAUCAUCCUCCCUAAGGGUAGUCAUAUUUUUCUAUUUUUUGAAGGAUUGGUUUCUUCAAGAAUGAGUUUUGGUUUGAUUUCUUGAAGUGUGGGGUUUCUUUUUAUUCGGUUUUCCCCGUUGAGUGUGAGUUGUCUUACUGAGGCAUAUAGACUGAGACCUUAUUUCCAACAGUUGCAAUAUAUGUAAAAAAAAAAAAGAAUGCUGUAAAUCAUACGUUGGUUUGUAGAAACGGUGUUUGGAUUUUGGCUUUCCUUCAUAUAACAGAUAGUUAUUUUCUGGUCUCUGUUCUUUUUUCCA
Molecule: messenger RNA, 5437 nt
Organism: Neltuma alba
Lineage: Eukaryota; Viridiplantae; Streptophyta; Magnoliopsida; Fabales; Fabaceae
Exons: 3
Coding region: 385-4956 (1523 amino acids)
Source: RefSeq, a predicted model, not a curated record